AUGUUGGUCUACUUUGGGGGCAUCCAGGACCUGUCCGCCAACGGCACGGCGACGGGCCAGCCCAUGGACGAGAUCUUCCUCUACGACGUACUCAGCAGCAAGUGGUACACACAGAAAGCCUCAGGCCAGAUCCCGGAGAUGAGGCGGCGCUUUUGCGCGGGCGUGACGUGGGCCCUGGAUCAGUCGUCUUACAACAUCUACAUGUACGGCGGCGCAACGGUCCCCGGCGUGCCCGGCGCAGGAUACGACGACCUCUACGUGCUCUCGAUGCCAACAUUCACCUGGGUGAAGAUGUACCCCCUCGGCCGCAACGGCACAGGCGACUACCCGCACCAUUCGCUAUCCUGCAACAUGGCCCCCGGCCGGGCGCAGAUGAUCAUCUCCGGGGGCACGUUUCCGCUCACGCAGCUGUGCGACUCCCCGGGCCAGUGGGGAACCCAUAACGCGGACCUGGGCAAGCAGAACCCGAACCAGGCCCUCUGGGAGCUGUACAAGCCCAACAAGACGACCUACGCCGUGCCGCCGGAAGUCCUUGCAGUCGUGGGCGGGGACGGCAACAGCGGCGCGACCAAGACGACGCCCGCCAACGGGUUCGAUUACGCCGACGUCGGCCUGUUGAUCACACUCAAGGCCGACGUUGCCGUCCGCACGCCGACGAGGGCCGUUGGACCGUCCAUCACGUCGGCCCCGAGCGCGAGACUCCCCACGAGAGCCAUCAUCGGCAUCGGCAUCGGCGCCGCGGUCCUGGCCAUCGCGCUCGCGGUGGGGUUCUACUUCCUCUUCCGCAAGUGCCGCGAGCAACGGCGCCACCACCACCACCAAAGGCCGUCGCCGCCUGGGCCGAGUCACGCAUACCACGCCCAGAGCAUGUCGGACGCGUGGUCGCCGCCCCCGACACACCUCAGCCCUGUGCCCUCGCCCUUCGCACCACCGUACGGCCACCCGGCCUCUUCCUCCUCUCCGCCUCCGUUGUCUGGAUACCCCCAGUCUCCGCACCCGAUGUCCCCACACACCGUACCGUCGCACACGGGCCCGCCGGUCGAGCUGUCCUCGGAGUCGUCGCACUCGACGCCGGGGGCCGUGUUGGGGGGCAUGCCGACGCUGACGCACAUGUCGUCGACGGCGUCGUACCCGCCGCAGCAGGCGUACUUCUCCGAGACGACGACGCUGCUGAACCAGCCGCAGUACGACGCCCACGGCAACAUGUGGGUGCCGCAGGUCAGCAUGGUCCAGGUCGCCACGGGGGUGACCCCUCCGCCGGUGCCUGGACACACGCCGGCUAGGGGCGACGAGAAAACGGCGCCGGAGCCCGCGCCUAGUCAGGAGCCGCAGGAGCUGAGCGCGGACCCGGAUGAUCGUGCGGAGACGGGGACGCAGCACCACACGUUUUACAACAAGUAG
Molecule: messenger RNA, 1401 nt
Organism: Colletotrichum higginsianum IMI 349063
Lineage: Eukaryota; Fungi; Ascomycota; Sordariomycetes; Glomerellales; Glomerellaceae
Product: Cell wall anchored protein
Exons: 2
Coding region: 1-1401 (466 amino acids)
Molecular function (GO): protein binding
Source: RefSeq, a predicted model, not a curated record